CCGUCCCGACCCCCGGCCGGCAGGGAGAGCGACAGAGCACGGCCGGCGGCUGCGCAGACGGGGCCUCUCUGGCCCGAGAGGAAGAACCUAGAGAGACAGCGAGAGGAAGUGGCGGUGGCGCUCAGCCCUCCGGCCGCCAAGGCCGAUCCACCGUCUGUUGCUGGCCUGAGCCGGACUCCGCGGGCCGCGCUGGCUGCGCAUGGAGCCGAGGACUCGCGCGGAGGCGGGAUGCUACCAGCCGGGGAGAUCGGCGACGCGCCGGCAGCUCCGUGCUGCUCGGAAAGUGGUAAUGAAAGGAAGAACAUCGAGGAGAAAAGUGACAUAAGUAUUGCAGUUCUUGUUGGAAGUGAACAAGUCAGCGAAGGUACAGAUAAUGGUGAUCUCCCUUCUUAUGUGUCUGCAUUCAUAGAAAAGGAAGUUGGAAAUGACCUUAAAUCUUUAAAGAAACUUGAUAAACUCAUAGAACAGAUGACAGAAAGUAAAAUGCAAUUAGAAGAACAGGUACUUACAAUUUCAUCAGAAAUCCCUAAAAGAAUUCAGAGUGCCUUAAAAAAUGCAGAAGAAUCAAAGCAAUUCCUUAAUCAGUUUCUAGAGCAAGAAACUCAUCUCUUCAGCUCCAUUAACAGCCACUUGCUAACUGCACAGCCCUGGAUGGAUGAGCUUGGGGCCAAGAUUGACCAAAUUGAAGAGAUUGAACGGCAUCUCGCUUACCUUAAGUGGAUUUCACAGAUUGAAGAACUAAGUGAUAACAUUCAGCAAUAUCUGAUGACCAACAAUGUACCAGAGGCAGCCUCUACUCUAGUGUCUAUGGCAGAACUUGACAUCAAGCUUCAAGAAUCAUCCUGUACUCAUCUUCUUGGUUUCAUGAGAGCCACGGUUAAAUUCUGGCAUAAAAUUCUCAAGGACAAGCUUACAAGUGAUUUUGAAGAAAUUUUAGCACAGCUUCAUUGGCCAUUCAUUGCACCCCCUCACUCUCAAACUGUUGGCUUAAGUCGACCCACCAGUGCCCCUGAGAUGUACAGUAACCUGGAAACACUAUUUUGUCAGCUUCUGAAACUACAAACCUCAGAUGAAUUACUUACUGAGCCAAAACAACUCCCAGAAAAAUACUCUCUUCCUGCAUCCCCUUCUGUCAUCCUGCCCAUCCAGAUUAUGCUGACUCCCCUUCAGAAGAGGUUCAGAUACCAUUUCAGAGGGAACCGGCAGACUAAUGUUAUAAGCAAGCCUGAAUGGUACUUGGCUCAAGUACUUAUGUGGAUUGGAAACCAUACACAAUUUCUGGAUGAGAAGAUUCAGCCAAUAUUAGACAAAGUAGGCUCUUCAGUAAAUGCAAGGCUUGAAUUUUCUCGAGGCCUUAUGAUGCUGGUUCUUGAGAAAUUAGCUACGGAUAUUCCUUGUCUGCUGUAUGAUGACAGUCUCUUCUGUCAUUUGGUGGAUGAAGUGCUCUUAUUUGAAAGGGAGCUACAUACUGUUCACGGCUAUCCUGGCACUUUUGCUAGUUGUAUGCAUAUUCUGUCAGAGGAAACCUGUUUUCAGAGAUGGUUGACUGUGGAGAGAAAAUUUGCUCUUCAAAAAAUGGACUCAAUGCUUUCAUCAGAAGCUGCCUGGAUAUCCCAAUAUAAGGAUAUCACUGAUGUGGAUGAAAUGAAAGUUCCAGACUGCGCAGAAACUUUUAUGACUCUACUCUUGGUUAUAACUGACAGGUACAAAAAUCUUCCCACAGCUUCACGAAAGUUGCAGUUCCUGGAAUUACAGAAGGACCUAGUAGAUGAUUUUAGGAUACGAUUAACGCAGGUGAUGAAAGAAGAGACUAGAGCUUCCUUGGGCUUUCGAUACUGUGCAAUUCUUAAUGCUGUGAACUACAUCUCAACAGUACUAGCAGAUUGGGCUGACAAUGUUUUCUUUUUACAACUUCAACAGGCAGCGUUGGAGGUCUUCGCAGAGAAUAAUACUCUAAGUAAAUUGCAGCUGGGACAACUAGCCUCCAUGGAGAGCUCUGUCUUUGAUGACAUGAUUAACCUCUUAGAGCGUUUAAAGCAUGAUAUGUUGACCCGUCAAGUAGACCACGUCUUUAGAGAAGUUAAAGAUGCUGCAAAAUUGUAUAAAAAAGAAAGAUGGUUGUCCCUGCCAUCUCAGUCAGAGCAGGCGGUAAUGUCCCUGUCCACUUCGGCUUGCCCGUUACUGCUUACGUUACGAGACCGUUUACUUGAGCUGGAGCAGCAGCUUUGUUUCUCCUUAUUUAAAAUUUUCUGGCAAAUGCUUGUAGAGAAGCUGGAUAUAUACAUCUACCAAGAAAUAAUUCUUGCUAAUCACUUCAAUGAAGGAGGAGCAGCCCAGCUGCAGUUUGAUAUGACCCGCAAUCUUUUCCCUUUGUUUUCUCACUAUUGCAAGAGACCAGAAAAUUAUUUCAAACAUGUAAAAGAAGCCUGUAUUGUUUUGAAUUUGAAUAUUGGUUCUGCACUACUCCUGAAAGAUGUAUUGCAGUCAGCUUCAGGACAAAUUCCUACCACAGCAGCAUUAAAUGAAGUUGGAAUUUACAAACUGGCUCAACAAGAUGUUGAGAUUCUACUUAAUUUGAGGACAAACUGGCCUAACACUGGGAAAUAGUGUGUCUUUCAGAAAAAGGAUUUUGUUUCUGUUUUUAAGACUGAGGGAGCUAAUUGGAUUUCAAGCUAUAUGAUGAAGUUCUGAAUUAAUCAAACUGGAAAGUUGAAAACUUUUUGGAAUCAUUUAUUAUCUUCAAUUUAUAGUGUUAUUAAAAUGAGGAGAAUAUUUCCUGAGUCCUCUUAUUCCUAAGAAAACAAAACAGAAAAUUCAGAAACCAUGAAAACUCAGAGUAAUUCCAUUUACAAAUAUAAAUGCUGAAUGUAUCUGUUGAAAAAAAUACAAGAGCAGAGAUAAUAAAUUAUAACCGUCUUUCAAUUUUCUGUGCUAAGGGAAAAUCUAUUGUGGAUAAUCAAACACAGCCAAUAAAUUUUUUAAAAAUCA
Lemur catta (Ring-tailed lemur) is the source of this 2988-nucleotide messenger RNA. RefSeq names its product RAD50 interactor 1 (gene RINT1). Lineage: Eukaryota; Metazoa; Chordata; Mammalia; Primates; Lemuridae. Gene Ontology annotation, biological process: regulation of ER to Golgi vesicle-mediated transport; retrograde vesicle-mediated transport, Golgi to endoplasmic reticulum; endoplasmic reticulum to Golgi vesicle-mediated transport. The record is from RefSeq and is a predicted model, not a curated record. Gene Ontology annotation, cellular component: Dsl1/NZR complex. The transcript has 15 exons. The coding region runs from base 229 to 2607 and encodes 792 amino acids.